CCUGAAAAGAAGCCUGAAGACAAGUCCGAAGACAAGCCGGAGGACAAGCCUGAAAACAAGCCAGAAAACAAGCCCGAAGACAAGCCCGAAGACAAGCCUGAAGACAAGCCUGAAGACAAGCCUGAAGACAAGCCUGAAGGGAAGCCUAAAGACAAGUCUGAAGACAAGUCUGAAGACAAGUCUGAAGACAAGUCUGAAGACAAGUCUGAAGACAAGCCUGAAGACAAGCCGGAGGACAAGCUUGAAAACAUGCCCGAAGACAAGCCUGGAGACAAGCAUGAAGACAAGACUGAACACAAGCCAGAAGACAAGCCCGGAGACAAGCCCGGAGAUAAGCCCGAAGACAGGCCGGAAGACAGACCGGAAGACAAGCCGGAAAACUAGCCUGAAAAGAAGCUUGACGACAAGUCGGAAGACAAGCCCGAAGACAAUGCGGAUGAAAAGCCUGAGGACAACCCCGAAGACAAGCCCGAAGACAAGACGGAAGACAGGCCGGAAGACAAGCCCGAAGACAAGCUCGAAGACAAGCCUAAA
This is a messenger RNA of Nematostella vectensis (starlet sea anemone), 534 nucleotides long. Its product is annotated as serine-rich 25 kDa antigen protein-like. The transcript has a single exon. NCBI's taxonomy places the organism in Eukaryota, Metazoa, Cnidaria, Anthozoa, Actiniaria, Edwardsiidae. The record is from RefSeq and is a predicted model, not a curated record. The annotation marks the transcript as partial.